Messenger RNA from Dibothriocephalus latus, 423 nucleotides. Lineage: Eukaryota; Metazoa; Platyhelminthes; Cestoda; Diphyllobothriidea; Diphyllobothriidae. The record is from the annotation of a GenBank genome assembly.
AUGAGAAAGGAUACACCUUUGAGAGUACAGGCGGUGUUGAAGGUGCUGCUUCAGGCGCACAUUCAGAUGCCAGACGAAAUGUCUGAAAGUGCACCGGCAAAUGCGGCUUAUGAACAGUUAAUGAUGUCCCAACAGCUACGGGAACAGAGCAAUGCUCCCCCCGAAGACUGUGUCAUGAUGGAUACCUGCAUACCCCUCAUACCUACCAACGCCAACGUUAAGGUCGAGCUCCCAUCCUCAGCGCAGAAGAAGGGCAAGCCUCUGGGACCUCUCCUCAUCAAGUUCCAACCCCGACCCGAUUACCUCUUAAGCCAGCCCGAUAGCAGGACGUAUACUGCACUGAAAUUCAUACAAGAACCAGUGCCCGUCACUCGUGCAGAGGCGGACGCUACAACGGCAAACCAAGAAUCAAGCUUCGUUUGA